AUGGAGGUUACCCAGACAAAUAGUAAUCACAACAAUCAAUUACAAAAAUGGCGGAAUAAAGUUGUAACUGGUAAUUUAUCCGAUGACUUUUUAAGAAUAUCUUCUUCAAGGCCUGUUGUUCCUUUCCAGCAGACUGGGUUCCAAUCUCAAGUUCAUUUUUCGCCAAUAAAUUAUUAUCCGAUUGUGCAAACGCAGGGAACACUAAAGAUAACAGUAGCACAGGCAAAGCUCGUUAAGAAUUAUGGAUAUACCCGCAUGGACCCAUACUGUAAAAUUCGAGUAGGCCACAAUGUUAUGGAAACACCAACGGAUGGCAAUGGUUCUAAAACUCCAAGAUGGAAUAAGACAUUCACUUUUCCGCUUCCAUCAGGUGUAGACUCUAUAUAUCUGGAGAUUUAUAGUGAGAGGUCCAUUGUUAGCGAUGAUCGUAUUGCGUGGAUGCACAUUAAUAUUCCUGAAGCUGUGAUGAAUCACGAAACGGUCGAAGACUGGUAUUCAUUAACUGGAAAGCAAGGAGAGAACAAAGAGGGAAUGAUCAAAUUGAUUUUAUCCUAUUAUCCUCCAUCUGGUUCUCCGGUCCAACAGCAUGCCGUACCCAAUCCUACUCAAACCAGUAACAGACAGGGUUAUGAUAUGAACGCACAGAUCAGUCAGAUGACAUCAUCAUAUGAGUCUACUGCAAGUGUGGAAAGCAUCAAGGGGAUGUUUCCAACUAUUGAUGAAGAAGUGAUUCGAUCAGUGCUAGCAUCAAAUGGUUGGAAUGUUAAUGCUGCAAUAAAUGAUCUGCUAUCAAUGAAUUCCUAG
Molecule: messenger RNA, 804 nt
Organism: Trichoplax adhaerens
Lineage: Eukaryota; Metazoa; Placozoa; Uniplacotomia; Trichoplacea; Trichoplacidae
Exons: 5
Coding region: 1-804 (267 amino acids)
Biological process (GO): ubiquitin-dependent protein catabolic process
Cellular component (GO): cytoplasm
Molecular function (GO): ubiquitin binding; ubiquitin conjugating enzyme binding
Source: RefSeq, a predicted model, not a curated record